AUGGAGGCUCCCGAAGAGUCGUGCGCCGCCGCCGCGGCCCACGCCCCCGCGGGCUCCGCCGAGGCCGCGUGCGCCCGCGCCGCGGCCAGCGCCACCUCGCCUUCCGCGGAGGAGCUGCGGCGGGCGCUUGCCAGGGCAGUCGCAGAUGCCUUCCAGAGCCUCCACCGCGCGCAGGAUAUCAUUGAGCGGGAGCUGCCUGGCGCGCUGGCGUCGGCGCUCCACGCGCACGGCGCGCUCGAGCCCUGCGGUGGCGGCGCCGCCAGCCCCGAAGAGCUGGCGGCCGCCCGCGCGCACGCGUGCCACGAGGUGCCCGGCGGGGUGCCCGAGCGCUGCGAGGCGCACGGCGCGCGGCAGGGCGCCCAGGGCGCCGCCGGACCCCGGCGCAGCGGCGCCGGCCUCGGACCCGUGCGGCGGCAGGCCGUGUCGUGCGCCCUCACCCGGCAGGAGGUGCCCGGCGUGGUGCCGGAGUGCGGCGAGGCGCCCGGCUGGUCGCCGGGCGCUGCCGGGAGCACGGGGGGCGGCCCUGCCCGCGUCGGCGACCACGGCCAGGCAGCGGAGGGGCCCAUGAGGUGGGCCCUGCAGGAGUGGCGCUCCCCCGGAGUGGUCUUCGACGACGCGCUCGAGGCUGAGCCGUCGCCAGAUGGAAGCGAGCAUCCCGCCCCUGACCGCAGGAUCAGCUUGCAGAGCAGCUCGUCGCAGAGUAGUGCUCCGAGCCAGCCGCUGGCGCUCGCAUCGGAUAGCACUGCUCUACACCAGCGCGUGUUGCAGUUCAAGACGUUGGGGAAAGAGCACAGCCAGGCGAUCAUGGAGCUGUGGAAGCACCUUGUCAAGUCUCUGCAGGAGAUUAGUGUCUCCGAGAUCUCCCAGAUUCACAGCGCGUGGACAGACGCCAAGACUCUCGGUAUCAUGUUGUUUGCUCCUCAAAGGCCAGUCGAUCGAUCGGCAGCAAAUCUGUUUCACAGCACCACUGGCACCCUUCAAGAUUUUGAAGGCAAGAUACAGCAUCACGGCACGAAGGGAGACAACAUCAGGAGAGUCGUCAGCUCGAUUCUGAACCAUGUCUGUCACCCUUUCACCAGGCAGCGAAUCGCAUGGGAUUUUAUGGGCAUGGCGCUCUGUCUACAUGACGUGACGAUGUUUCCCGCGGAAGUGUUUGAGCUGCCAGAGGAGUACUUGCGUUUCCGGUUUUACUACGAGUUCUUGGCUUGCGUCUUCUGGACCAUUGACGUACCGAUCAACUUCAGCACUGGGUACAUCUCCAUGGAGGGCUUGCUCGAGAUGCGGAAGGGCAAAGUGAUGAAGCACUACGGGCGCACGUGGGCUACGCCAGACGUGGUCGUCACACUCCUCGACUGGAUCUGCCUGCUCGCCAGCGUCAACAACUCUGGCUUCCUUCGCCUGGGCAAGGCCGCCUCCCGCACGAUGCGCUCGCUGCGGCUCCUCCGGCUGCCGAGGCUGAGCGCCUCGCUGAACGAGGUGGCUGGGGCUGUCAGCUCCGAGGCCGUCAUCACAUUGGCAGGAGUUGCGAAGUUGCUCUUGUUGCUGAUCUUGGUGACACACUACGUGGCCUGCAUGUGGUUCUGGUUGGCGGACACGUCCGACGAGAGAAGGACCUGGAAGACGAGGUUUCUGAGUCCGGGCGACUAUUCUCAACCGUACGAGUAUCUAACCGCGAUGCACUGGGCGAUCACUCAGUUCACGCCUGCAUCAAUGGAGGUGCAUCCAAUGAACGUUCAGGAGCGUCUCUUCACCUGCGUUGUGAUCGUCGUGGCCAUGGUGUUCUUUUCCUCGUUCGUGUCGAGUAUCACACAUGCGAUGACCAAUCUUCGUGCGAUUCACGUGCGCAAGAUAGAGCAGGAAAUGUUCAUGGCAAAAUAUUUCGGCGAGUUCCGGAUUUCUCGGGAGUUGGCUUCGCGUUGCCGCCAUUUCAUUACACAGCACCAGAGGAUGGCAUCCAGACGCAUAAAAGGAACGGACAUCCCAUUCAGUAACAUCCUGCCCAAGUUCAUCAAUGAAGAUCUACGUUGCGAGGCGCUCAUACCGUUCCUUAAGUCGCAUCCCUUCUUCGACUUCUACAUGGUGAUCUGCCCCGUGGGUAUGCGGCAGAUUUGUUGCAACGCCACAGAGGAAAUCUCGAUGCUCCCGCAGGAAGAGCUUUUCUGGAACGGCCAGCCUGUGAAUCGGAUGUUCUUCGUGCGGGUCGGGUCCGUGUCUUACACCGACGACAACACUGACAUACCAACUUUGGAAGUGAAAGUUGGCCAGUGGGCCUGCGAGGAGACGCUGUGGUCCAAGGUGUCCCUGGUGUCCAGGCCGUUCACGGCUUCCACACUAGGCUGCGAAAUGAUCACAGUUUUGCCGUCGGAAUUCCACAUGGUCAGUAGGAUGCACCCUUACCCUUUGAGGUUCUGCAUUAGCUACGCGAAGCUAUUCAUCAAUGCUUUCAAUAAUGCGAGUAAGAAUCCAGCGUACCGGAACUUGCUUUUCAACGACAGUCGGGAGUGCACGAAUUUAGUGUUCAAUGCUUGUGUUGGCCUGGAUGAUCAGGGGAAGCUCAAGAAGCACUUCGGUACGAAACUCGGCCUUCUGCAGUCUACACUGCGGAUCGCCGCGUUUGGGGAAGACGUGGCCAGUCAGUCUUCGCCUUCCGCGUCCGUCGCGCCUGGGUCUGGGUGA
Messenger RNA from Prorocentrum cordatum, 2676 nucleotides. The record is from the annotation of a GenBank genome assembly. NCBI's taxonomy places the organism in Eukaryota, Dinophyceae, Prorocentrales, Prorocentraceae.